AUGUCAAUUCGCCCUUCUGUCAAAUCAUGGUCUUCGACUUUAAGACUACCUAAAUCUUCUUUCCCUCCUCGUCCUCUCCCUGCAGAGCAACCAAAAUACCUUCAACGAUGCUCCGAUGAUCUUUACAAAUGGCAAAGCCAUGAAAGAUCUACCAAGAAGCCGUUUAUUCUUCAUGACGGUCCUCCAUACGCCAACGGACCUCUUCACGUGGGACAUGCUGUAAAUAAACUCUUGAAGGAUAUUAUUUGUCGAACCAAGCUUCAACAGGGUCACCGAGUUGUGUGGGUUCCAGGAUGGGAUUGCCAUGGUCUUCCGAUCGAGAUCAAGGCUCUUGAGCAAGAACGCGAGAAGAAUAAAGAUGGCGGAGGGGUAUUGGAUGCCAUUGGAAUUCGGAAAGCUGCUCGGAACCUAGCAAGCAAAACCGUAAAAGAACAUAUGAAAGGCUUCCGGGAAUGGGGUGUCAUGGCAGAUUGGGAUAAGGCUUGGAAGACAAUGGAUAAGACAUUCGAAACCAAACAACUUGCAGUUUUCCAGGAAAUGGUCAAGAAAGGCCUUAUUUUUCGACGUUACAAACCGGUUUAUUGGUCACCUUCAUCAAGGACAGCUCUUGCAGAAGCGGAGCUUGAGUACAACAACGAACAUAUUUCAACGUCUGCUUAUAUCAAAUUUCCUAUCACGAACAUUUCCAACGAACUAACAGACAUCAUCCCCAAUUUAAAUAAACUUUCGGCAUUGAUAUGGACUACUACACCUUGGACCCUUCCCGCAAAUAGAGCCAUUGCAUUUCAUCAAGAUCUGACUUAUUCUGUUGUCAAAUGUGACGACGAACACCUGAUCAUUGCCGAUUCUAGAAUCUCUGCCUUACAAGAGUCAUGUUUCAAAGAUAAAGCCGUCGAGAUUGUUCAACGAAAUAUUCCUAACUCCGUCCUCAAAACUCUAACGUAUACCAAUCAACUUCAUGGCCAAAACUCUGAUGUUCAACCCUUGAUUCAUGCCGAUUUUGUAUCGGCUGAUUCUGGCACUGGACUGGUUCAUUGCGCCCCUGGCCAUGGUAUGGAUGAUUAUGAGGUUUGCACUCGUCUUGGUAUAGAAGCUGUUGCUCCUGUAAAUGAUCUUGGCUGCUUUACCGAUGCUGCUCUUCCUGACGAUCCAAGUGCUUUGUCAGGUAAGUCGGUUUUAGAUGAUGGCAAUAUGGAGGUUCUGAAACUUCUCGGAGAUCAAGUUCUAUUCAUAUCAAAAUAUAAGCAUAAGUAUCCUUACGAUUGGCGAACAAAACUUCCAGUCAUUGUCAGAGCCACAGAACAGUGGUUUGCAGAUGUUGGAGAUGUCAAGAGUGUUGCUCUAGAAAGGUUAAACGAUGUGUCAUUCAUCCCUCAAACCGGAAAGCAAAGAUUAGAAAGCUUCAUCAAAUCUAGGAGUGAAUGGUGUAUCUCGAGACAACGAGCUUGGGGGGUUCCAAUACCUGCACUGUAUGACGAAAAUGGCACAGCCUUGUUAACUGAUGCAAGUGUUGCACAUAUUCUAUCAGUUAUCGAUGAACGAGGCAUUGAUGCAUGGUGGUCAGAUCCAGAGAACGAUCCGGCAUGGAUUCCCGCCGGAAUGAACGGUACAUAUCGACGAGGCAAAGAUACUAUGGAUGUUUGGUUUGACAGUGGCACUAGUUGGUCGCAGACCAACCAACGUGCUGAUGUUUACUCUGAAGGCACUGAUCAACAUAGAGGGUGGUUUCAAUCAAGUUUAUUAACUCACACCGCUGUUGCUGAUAGUUCAGAGGCACCUUUCAAAACAUUGAUAACACACGGUUUCACCCUUGAUCAAAAUGGCAAGAAAAUGUCUAAAUCAAUUGGGAAUACAAUAGCGCCGAGCCAAAUAAUGGAUGGUUCCCUUCUUCCGCCUGUGAAAAUAAAGAAGGGCGGUAACAUUUCUCAAGGACUGGGAGCUGAUGCAUUACGCUUAUGGGUCGCUAGCAGCGAUUAUACUAAGGACCUUGUCAUUGGUCAACCAGUUCUUGCGACUGUAAACUCCGCUUUACUAAAGUAUCGAAUCACUUUCAAAAUGUUGCUCGGAUCAAUGCAUCAGAGUGCCAGGACUUCACCAUUGACUAAACUGGACAAAAUAGCUUUGGUUCAAUUGCGAGCAGUCAUGGCUGAAGUCGACUCGGCUUAUGAUUCAUACGAGUUUAACAAGGCUGUAAGUGCAAUCAAUCGAUGGAUCCACACAGACCUUUCCGCAUUUUACCUUGAAGCUAGUAAGGAUAGACUUUACUGUGGUGACGGAGGAGGUGUCCUGGAAGAGAUAUUCCACGGUCUCCUGAAGAUGUUAACUCCAAUCACUCCUUGCCUUGUUGAAGAGGUUUGGAACCAUCUGCCUGCCUGGAUGGCUGCUGAAAAUCCAGUUCAUCCAUUUCAUCGUGAAUUUCUUGAUCCUAUUAUCUCUUCGAGUCGGCUCUCUGCCGCAGAAUGUUCAUUGAUCGAGCAAGACAUUCCAUGGUUAUUAAUGGCACAGACUGCCAUUAAGAGCGCACAAGAAGAGGCUCGCUCUGAAAAGAUUAUCGGGUCUUCUUUAGAAUCAUCCGUGUUGAUAGAUAUGCCAUCAAAAGGCCACGAGGUAUUCAAGCGCUAUGCAGAUGAGCUAGAAAGUAUUUUUGUUGUAUCAUCCGUGGAGUUCGGUAGCGAUGUUAAUAGAGGAGAUUGGAAGUUUUCCGCGAAGUUGCAUCCACCAGGAUGGCAUAACCCGGAUGACGAAGGAAAAGUAUGGGUUCUACCUCCUAAAGACAAAAAGUGCCCUAGAUGUUGGAGGUAUGUAGCUCCAGUAGAGGAUGAGCUUUGUGGGAGAUGCGGAGAUGCUAUUGCUGUAUAA
Botrytis byssoidea is the source of this 2859-nucleotide messenger RNA. RefSeq lists its product as uncharacterized. The transcript is spliced from 2 exons. Gene Ontology annotation, biological process: isoleucyl-tRNA aminoacylation. The coding region runs from base 1 to 2859 and encodes 952 amino acids. Gene Ontology annotation, molecular function: aminoacyl-tRNA deacylase activity; isoleucine-tRNA ligase activity; tRNA binding. Gene Ontology annotation, cellular component: cytosol. The record is from RefSeq and is a predicted model, not a curated record. Lineage: Eukaryota; Fungi; Ascomycota; Leotiomycetes; Helotiales; Sclerotiniaceae.